Messenger RNA from Mangifera indica (mango), 693 nucleotides. RefSeq lists its product as uncharacterized. The coding region runs from base 161 to 580 and encodes 139 amino acids. The transcript is spliced from 2 exons. The record is from RefSeq and is a predicted model, not a curated record. Lineage: Eukaryota; Viridiplantae; Streptophyta; Magnoliopsida; Sapindales; Anacardiaceae.
UUCCACUUGGAUCCAACUGGAGACAUUUCACCAGACCAUCUUUUUGAGACCAGAAAAUUUUGAUCCCAAUUUAAGAACUUCUUGUCCUGUGAUUUUCUUUAUAUAAUCCUAAAUAUGUCUCACGCUUUGAGCAUCAAACUUCAGUUAAACUUCUCUCACAAUGGAAUUCCAUUACAGCCUUAAACACAACAUGAAUUCUGAAUAUGAAGAUGAUGAUGUCUUUUAUGCCGAGCUUAGAAGGCAGAUUCUUCUUUUAACCCUGGAUGAAGAUGAAGAUUUUCUUGACAACAAACACAGAAACUGCAGUACAGUUCGUAAACAACGAUCAAAUAACUCUGCAAGUCUUUCUUCUGCAUUGCAACAUGGAAGCUAUUUCGGUUGGUCGGAAUUUGAGAAGAAUAAUUCAGUGCCAACUUGGCUUGUGAAUAUCUGGAGAUAUGGCAAUGGCAACAAUACAAAUAUUAAUAAUGGAACUGGAGUGUUCAUCCCCCGUAUUGUACAAUCAAGAAGACAUAAGCCAGGAAGAACAAGAAAUGAAAGGCGAAUACCCAGACAUGGACCUAGAAACGAACGCCAUUGAUCUUUCUGCAAUUUGUUGGCACUACAAAAGAUACAUAACCCAUAAUCCAUUGUUUGUGCAAUUUCACGGCUCGGCAAUCAGCCUUGAUGGAAUGCCCGGUUAAUGUAGCUCUA